AUGGGAGGGGGUGUAGACAAAAACAUAAACAAGGGGCGUGGACCUUAUGUUUUCCGACUGAAAGGCCAGAACUACCACCGCAUAGGCACUUUGCUACCUCAAGAAGGAGACAAGCCUCGCUUCCAACAAUUAUACAUCUAUGAUACAGAGAAUGAGAUCCAUAAUAGGCUCCAAGUGUCAAGAUCUGGUGAAUGUAGUGCCCCUCUAGAUGAAAGCAUUAUCACGGGCCUGGUAACCAUGCUCAACGAGAACAACACACUGGUGCAGUCAUUCCGUAUGGCACGGGAUAGGUUUGAGGGUCACGAAUACCAUAACCUAACCCUUAGAUUACUUGGCAACAGAGAACAAUAUGCUAGGCAAUGCAACAUGCCAUCAGCAUCAGAAAUUGCUGCCCUGAUAGUCAAAGAUCCAGCCGAAGGAAGCAAUAGACGUGACAUCAUUCUUGAGUACAAAGAUAUGAGACCUAAAAGGGUAUCAGAAGUCCACCCAAAAUUUAUGGCCAUGCAAUACCCGUUGCUUUUCCCUUAUGGAGAAGAUGGUUUUAGACCUGGCAUAAGAUACAAAGAAAACGGUGCAAGGAAUGGCAAGAAAUCCAUCACCAUGCUGGAAUACUAUGCAUAUCGCCUCCAACAACGCUCUGAUCAAUCGAUGCUGAUGCUGACGUGCGGAAAUCUGUCAAUGCAGUUCCUAGUUGAUGUCUAUGCAUGCAUCGAACAAUCCAGGCUUGACUGGAUAAGAAGGAAUCAGGGAGCUCUAAGAACAGAGCUUUUUUCUGGGUUGAGAGAUGCAAUCGUAAAAGGUGAUACAAGGACAGAACAGGUUGGGAGGAGGAUACUACUUCCAGCAAGUUUCAGAGGAAGUCCCAGAUGCAAAGAACAAAACUACCAAGAUGCGAUGGCUAUAUGUCGUUGGGCUGGAUACCAUGACUUGUUUGUAACAUUCAUAUGCAAUCCUAAGUGGCCAGAGAUCCAGUGCAUGCUUGAUGAAGCUGGGAACCAGCAGAAGCCAGCAGCACGACCUGAUAUUGUGGUUCGAGUGUUCAUGCUAAAACUAAAGGAGUUAAUGAUGGACAUUAAACAGAGGCGGCAUUUCGGAAAGACUAAAGCAAAUAAGUAUGGAAAACCUCACCAAAUAACUAAAAAUAGAUUGAAGUGUAUGUAUGUCUUUUGUUUAUAG
This is a messenger RNA of Miscanthus lutarioriparius, 1176 nucleotides long. The record is from the annotation of a GenBank genome assembly. NCBI's taxonomy places the organism in Eukaryota, Viridiplantae, Streptophyta, Magnoliopsida, Poales, Poaceae.